Condylura cristata (star-nosed mole) is the source of this 761-nucleotide messenger RNA. It is a transcript of the gene RBP5, whose product is annotated as retinol binding protein 5, cellular. Gene Ontology annotation, biological process: fatty acid transport. NCBI's taxonomy places the organism in Eukaryota, Metazoa, Chordata, Mammalia, Eulipotyphla, Talpidae. Gene Ontology annotation, molecular function: fatty acid binding. The record is from RefSeq and is a predicted model, not a curated record. The transcript has 4 exons. Gene Ontology annotation, cellular component: nucleus; cytosol. Bases 54 to 461 code for a protein of 135 amino acids.
CUGCAGCUUAUACUUCUCCUGAAUCUUGAUCCUCUUCUCAGCUAGCUUGCACAAUGCCACCCAACCUCACAGGCUUCUAUCGCUUUGUCUCACAGAAGAACUUGGAGGACUACCUACAAGCCCUAAACAUCAACGUGGCUCUGCGAAAGAUCGCACUGCUGCUCAAGCCCGACAAAGAGAUUGACCAGCAGGGCAGCCACAUCACAGUGAAGACCCUCAGCACCUUCCGCAACUACAUAAUGGAAUUCGAGGUGGGAGUGGAGUUUGAGGAGGACCUGAGGAUCGUGGAUGGACGCAAAUGCCAGACCAUCGUGACCUGGGAGGAGGAGCAGCUAGUGUGUGUGCAGAAAGGAGAGGUCCCCAACCGAGGCUGGAGACACUGGCUGGAGGGAGAGAUGUUGUAUCUGGAGCUGACCGCAAGGGAUGCAGUGUGCGAGCAGGUCUUCAGGAAGGUCAAGUAGCUGGAGAGGAACCGAAUGUCCCUCCAGACAGCACCAGCCCAGGGCUCCGCCUGGGGCCCUCCUUCCAGUCCAGGUUGACCCAAGUCAGCAGUCCCUUGCCCAGGCACUUCGCCUCCCUCAGGAUCCCUCCUCACCCUCCCCGAUAAUGUUAAUCGGUUAACUUGCAGCCCCCAGGCUUUCCCUCAGUCCUUCAUCCUCCUCUCCAGCUCAAGGUCUGUUCUCCUGGAUGAAAAAACAGGCCAGGAGAAAGGACCCUUGAGAAUAAUACAGCUUGACUUUACUUUAUUUGGCCUUGGGAAA